CAUUGCAGAAUCCUAAGUGUCCAGGGACACUCUUCUAAAGAACCUCUCCAGACCUUCCUACAGGAGACCAUGGGGAAGACAGUGGCCAUCGUCGGAGCUGGGAUCAGUGGCUUGGCUGCCAUCCGGUGCUGUCUGGAAGAGGGGCUGGAGCCCACCUGCUUUGAAAGGGGCGAUGAUGUUGGAGGCCUGUGGAAAUUUUCGGACCGCGUGGAAGACGGCAGAGCCAGCAUUUACCCGUCGGUAUUCACCAACUCUUCUAAAGAGAUGAUGUGCUUUCCAGACCUCCCACACCCUGAUGAUCACCCCAACUUCAUGCACAACACCAAGAUCCAUGAAUACUUAAAAACAUUUGCCCAAAAGAAUGACCUUUUAAGAUAUAUACGGUUUGAGUCCCUGGUUUGCACUAUAAAGAAAUGCCCCAGCUUCUUAGUCACCGGCCAAUGGGAGGUUGUUGUGGAAAAGGACGGGAAGCAGGAACCGACUGUGUUUGAUGCUGUGAUGGUUUGUUCGGGACAUCAUGUAUACCCCAAUCUGCCAAAGAAUUCUUUUCCUGGCCUAGACCAGUUUCAAGGUCACUGCCUUCACAGCCGGGAAUAUAAGGGACCAGAAGCCUUCAAGGGGAAGAGGGUCCUCGUGAUUGGCCUGGGGAACUCAGCAUCUGACAUUGCUAUUGAGCUCAGUCGCCUGGCUACACAGGUCAUCAUCAGCACCAGAACUGGUUCGUGGAUUCUGAGCCGGGUUGCGGAUAAUGGCUACCCUUGGGACAUGGUGUACAUUACCCGCUUCGCAUCCUUUCUCCGGAAGGUCCUUCCUUCUUUUGUCUCUGACUGGUUACAUGUCAAGAAGAUGAACACACGGCUUAAGCAUGAGAACUACGGCCUGAUGCCUUUCAAUGGCACCCUGGGGAAAGAGCCUCUGUUCAAUGAUGAGCUCCCAUCGUGCAUCCUGUGUGGCACCUUGUCCAUCAAGCCCAGUGUGAAGAAGUUCACGGAGACCUCCGCCAUGUUUGAGGAUGGGACCGUGUUUGAGGACAUUGACUUCGUCAUCUUCGCCACUGGCUAUGAUUUCGCCUACCCGUUCCUCGAUGAGUCCAUCAUCAAGGGCAGAAACAAUGAGGUCACCUUGUUUAAAGGCAUCUUCCCCCCGCUCAUGGAGAAGCCAACCUUCGCUUUGAUUGGCUUUGUCCAGUCCCUGGGGUCUGCCAUCAUCACAGCUGACAUGCAAGCCCGCUGGGUUGCUAAAGUGUUUGCAAACUCAUGUUCCCUGCCAACUACAAAGGAAAUGAUGGACGAUAUUGAUGAGAACAUGGAGAAAAACCUCAAAUGGUUUGGCCAGAGCCAGUCUUUGCAGACAGAUUACAUCACAUACAUGGACGAGCUGAGCUCCUUCAUAGGGGCCAAGCCUAACAUACCAUGGCUCUUCCUGACUGAUCCCCAGCUGGCCCUGGAGGUGUACUUUGGUCCUUGUACCCCAUAUCAGUUUCGACUUAUGGGACCAGGGAAGUGGGAUGGAGCCAGAAAUGCCAUCCUGACCCAGUGGGACCGAGUACUGAAACCAACCAGAACAAGAGUUGUCCGUGAAAUUCACAGACCCCGACAUCUUUACAAUUUGCUUAAAAUGUUUUUAUUCCCGCUGCUUCUCCUGACUGUUUUGCUUAUAUUUUAUUAGUGAGAAAGUUCUUUGGGUCUCAGAGUUCAGCCUAGAACUCUAAUUGCAGACAUGCCUACACACAUAC
Molecule: messenger RNA, 1735 nt
Organism: Rhinolophus ferrumequinum (greater horseshoe bat)
Lineage: Eukaryota; Metazoa; Chordata; Mammalia; Chiroptera; Rhinolophidae
Gene: FMO3
Product: flavin containing dimethylaniline monoxygenase 3
Exons: 8
Coding region: 70-1668 (532 amino acids)
Molecular function (GO): NADP binding; flavin adenine dinucleotide binding; N,N-dimethylaniline monooxygenase activity
Source: RefSeq, a predicted model, not a curated record